Molecule: messenger RNA, 995 nt
Organism: Psylliodes chrysocephalus
Lineage: Eukaryota; Metazoa; Arthropoda; Insecta; Coleoptera; Chrysomelidae
Source: the annotation of a GenBank genome assembly
GAAAACUGUCUCCAAAAACGGCUCUAGGAAAAAUCGCUACCAUGAUUUACGCCAUCGUGGGUGUACCUUUAAUGUUAGUACUGCUGUCCGCCCUUGGUAGUCUUUUGGCGUCAGGUGCUAGAAAAAGUUAUUCAAAAUUGUGUUGUCAAACCAACAGUACCAUAGUUAAAAGUCCUUCAGUGGGUUACCAUAAAGCGCCAUCUAGUCCACCUGGAAAGCAAUACUGCAAAUCGCACGAAGAUUCAGCAUCGAUCCAAACGUCUUCAGUUCACAAUACACCGAACCACGUCAACUUUAGAUCGAACCAUCACACUCAGUACAUCGAACAAGCCGAAAUUCAAAAACGAUCUCUGCUCGCCACCGUAAGAGCCAGUCAUACAAGAGGACGUUGCAGACAAGGUCAAGUUAGACAAACGCUGGCUGAGACACCUAUUCCAGUUUGUCCCACCCACUCACAUCAUGCGGUCCCUUUGAGGAAUAUGAACUCUUCGAUUAUCGGAAUUGCAGUAACGUCCGAUUUGGAAGAAGCUGAAGAUCCAGAUGAUAGUGAUCAAAUUAUAUGUACUCAUGACACACCAUCUCGGAUGCCACUAAUUUGGCGUACUCCAGAACACGAGAGGGUUUCAGCACCUUCUCUUCCAUCAUCACCAUCAGUGCCUGCUCUUCUAGUACUUGUUAUCUUCGUUACAUACAUAUGCGCAGGAGCAUUUGCUUUCUCAACUACGAGUAGCAGAAGUUUCCUCGACGCUAUCUAUUUCUGUUUUAUAGCGUUAUCCACGAUAGGAAUAGGUGACAGUUUACCGCAAACUACAGACUUUCACGCCCAAAUGCAAUUGCUGGCAUGUUGCGUUUAUAUUUUUAUAGGACUAAUUGUGGUGGCGAUGUGUUUUAGUUUGGUUCAAGAAGAGGUUAUGUUUAAAUGUAGGCAAAUUGCUAACGCUCUGGGACUUAUAAAAAAUUAAGAUGUGUCUGUGAUUCUAAUGUUUGUACUUGAA